AUGCUCAACAAUGGCAGUGUGAUGAGAAGUGAAAGUUAUGCUUCCAAAGGAAUAGAACGCUUUAUUUUCACCAUUCAAGAGAUCAACAAGAAUAUCCAGCUCCUGUGCAAUUUCACACUUGGCUACAACAUCCAUGACAACUAUUUGAACACCCUUGGCACUUCAGAAGUCUUGCUGGACAUGCUCUCUACUGGAGAAGCCAAUGUUCCCAACUACAGCUGUGGAAAGAAGGACAACGUUUUGGCUCUUCUUGAUGCAGCUGACAGAGAGAUUUCCCUCCAGAUGUCAACAUUAGUAAGCCCCUAUAAAGUCCCACAGUUCCAUCUCUUUCUGGAGAAGAAUGAGUUCUACAAUCUUUCCCACUGGUAUCUUUACAUGGACCAUAAUGGAGAAAUAGCUGCAGAUAUGGACAUCGAAUUCAUGGUGAUUUCACCUGAUGGGGAUUUGAUCAAAAGGAAACUGGGGAGUAUAGAACGACAGAGAGUUAUUAUUAAUGAAAUUGCUCUUUCAUGGAUAAAUAUGGUCAACAAGUCUCUGCCUCAAUCGCAAUGUGUGGAAAGUUGUCAUCCUGGAUUUGUCAAGCGGAAGCGAGAAGGAGAGCCCGCUUGCUGCUACGACUGCAUUCCUUGUCCUGAGGGGACCAUCUCCAUUCAUGAAGGACAUAUCCAGAAAGUGAUGCUGGAGGAAGAUGCUCCAAUACGCAGGGAAUUGAUUUCUGCUGUCCGCCAUUCUGGCAUAUGGUCUCCAGAGAAUGCUAGAGAAGGAAUAGAACGUUUUAUUUUCACCAUUCAAUUGAUCAACAAGAAUAUCCAGUUCCUAUGCAAUCUCACACUUGGCUACAAUAUCCAUGACAACUAUUUGAAAACUCUUGGCACUUCGGAUGUCUUGCUGGACAUGCUUUCUACUGGAAAAGCCAAUGUUCCCAACUACAGUUGUGGAAGAAAGGACCACAUUUUGGCUCUUCUUGAUGCUGUUGACAGGGAGAUUUCCAUCCAGAUGUCAACAUUAUUCCAUCUCUUUCUGGAGAAGAAUGAGUUCUACAAUCUUUCCCACUGGAAUCUUUACAUGGGCCAUAAUGGAGAAAUAGCUGCAGAUAUGGACAUUGAGUUCUUGGUGAUUUCACCUGAUGGGGAUUUGAUGAAAAGGAAACUGGGGAGUAUUGAAAGACAGAGAGUUAUUAUUAACGAAUUUGCUCUUUCAUGGAUAAAUCUGCUCAACAAGUCUCUGCCUCAGUCCCAAUGUGUAGAAAGUUGUCAUCCUGGAUUUGUCAAGCGAAAGCGAGAAGGAGAGCCUGCUUGUUGCUAUGACUGUAUUCCUUGUCCUGAGGGGACAAUCUCCAUCCAUGAAGAUACAGAAAAAUGCACCAAGUGUCCAGAUGAAAAAUAUCCAAAUGAGGACAGAAUUCAGUGUAUCCCCAAAGUUAUAUCCUUCCUUUCUUAUGAAGAAUAUCUGGGAAUCAUUCUGAUCUCUUUUGCCCUAUUCUUGUUCUUAGCAACAGGCCUUGUUUUAACCAUAUUCAUUAAACAUCUAGAAACUCCCAUUGUGAAAGCCAACAACAGAGACCUCUCUUACAUCCUCCUGGUCUCCCUCCUACUUUGCUUUUUAUCUCCUUUUCUCUUCAUUGGGCAACCAAGGGAAGCCACUUGCCUUCUCCGACAAACAGUUUUCAGCAUCAACUUCUCAGUUGCCAUUUCUUCUCUCUUGGCCAAAACCAUCACAGUGGUGCUGGCUUUCCUGGCCACAAAACCAGGAAACCAAGUGAAGAGAUGGUUGGGGAAGAGCUUGGCCAACUCCAUCAUCCUUUCUUGUUCUAGUGCCCAAAUUAUGAUCUGUUCCAUCUGGCUUGGAGUUUCUCCCCCAUUUCGUGACUCAGACUUUCAUUCCCAACCUGGAGAGAUCAUCCUGCAAUGCAAUGAAGGCUCUGUUUUCAUGUUCUACAUCACUCUCGGCUACAUGGGCUUCUUGGCUGCCAUUUGCUUCACGGUGGCAUUCCUGGCCAGGAAUCUCCCUGGAGCCUUCAAUGAAGCUAAGCUGAUUACCUUCAGCAUGCUGGUCUUCUGCAAUGUCUGGGUCUCCUUCCUACCCACCUACCUGAGCAGCAAGGGGAAAUACAUGGUGGCUGUGCAGGUCUUCUCCAUCUUGGCCUCCAGUGCUGGUCUGCUGGUCUGCAUCUUCAUCCCCAAGUGCUACAUUAUCAUUCUGAGGCCAGACUUGAAUACAAAGGAGCAUCUUACAGCCAAAAGAAAUGUAUAA
Pseudonaja textilis is the source of this 2253-nucleotide messenger RNA. The record is from RefSeq and is a predicted model, not a curated record. Lineage: Eukaryota; Metazoa; Chordata; Lepidosauria; Squamata; Elapidae.